CUUUGUUUACUUGCCAACGCUCCUCACAAAUAUAAAAAAUAUUUUCGAUCACGUCGCAAUUUUACUGAUUGAAGCUCCUCAAUAAACCCAAUUAAAAUGGCGAUGAAAGUGUCCAUGAUUCUGCGCAUCACUAUCAUUGCGUUGUGUAUUGCCACCGUGAUAAUCCCGUGGGUCUGGAACGCAUGUAUUCUUGCAAUGGAGAGCCUCUCGGCAAUGGGGCUCGCAGUAGUAGGCAUGGUGGUUGCCAUCGGCAUUUUGGUGAUUAAUACUGGCGAGCCGCUGCAUUGCAAGAUUAUUGAGGGAUUGAUGGGCUGCCUGAUGGUGAUCGCCGGACUCCUGCAGCUCAGAUUCAGCGGCAACGACUGCAACGUCCUCGCCUUGCUGAUUUGCCUUUUGGCAGCAGGCGUCAUUUUCAUUGUUGACAUGGUGCUUCUCAUUUUGGGCAAGGAGUAAACGGAAUAGCAUUAUUCCUCCAUCUGGGCAAGAGGUCUAUUCAUUGCUAUGCAUAUCUAUUCAUAUCCUCUGCCAAUGUUGUUAAAUUAUUAAUGAAACAUUUUGACAUUUAUAUAUAUACAUUGAACAAAUUUUAAUAAACCAUUUUGGAUAA
Molecule: messenger RNA, 607 nt
Organism: Dalotia coriaria
Lineage: Eukaryota; Metazoa; Arthropoda; Insecta; Coleoptera; Staphylinidae
Exons: 2
Coding region: 97-453 (118 amino acids)
Source: RefSeq, a predicted model, not a curated record